UGGAACAACAAUCAGAAUAUUUCUACAACAGUACUUCAUGUAUCUGCAAGAAGACACGUCUUUGUCAUUUUCGCCAGAUAGGCAUGAACACUCUGUUGUUCAUCACCGACAGAAUCAGCAAUGAGAACCCUGCAUCUGAGUCGGAAUACAGCUCCUUCAAGUCAGAAUUGAUCCGCUCCUGGAAACACAACCUCACCCUGUGUAAAAACGCAGUCUACAUUCUCAUCACUCUAGAGCAGAGCUACCUGGACUGCGACUACUUUUGCGAGGAGGACGAUUUCAUUAGUGUUUAUAUUUUCACACAGCAGAAACCUACAAGAUACCUCAGUUCAUACGAAAAACGACUGAUGUCUCGCAACUUCAACUUUAACUUGGACUUGUUCGACCCCUUGACAGCCAUACAAAACUUACUCGAGGACCUGGCUCUUUAUAUGGACAGAUCGGCCCAUGAAGAGGCCAUAGGGCACUCAAGACCAGUGUCCAUGCUAAUGUUGCUGUCAUUUGUCAUUUCAAGUUCCAUUCUGGCUGCUAUGGCGACCAUUAUGAAAAAUACGCUGGAAAAUAAAAAACUAAACUCAGAUGGUGAUAAAAGAGCCCUCAAAAUGUGAAGCGUUCGAUCAGCGUCUUGA
Molecule: messenger RNA, 629 nt
Organism: Symsagittifera roscoffensis
Lineage: Eukaryota; Metazoa; Xenacoelomorpha; Acoela; Convolutidae
Exons: 3
Coding region: 84-608 (174 amino acids)
Source: RefSeq, a predicted model, not a curated record